AUGGGGCAGUAUGAGCAUGUUGCAUUAAACACUACCGUGACUGCUGAGCCUACCUGUUACUCUCAGGCGGUUAAAUAUUCCGAAUGGCGGGAUGCGAUGGACUUAGAAUUUAAUGCACUGUGGGUGUUUAGAACCAAGAGAAAAUUUGAUGGUUCAAUUGAGCGGCACAAAGCUCGGUUAGUUACCAAGGGUUUUAAUCAGGUUACUGGGGAGGACUUCUUUGAGACUUUCAGUCCUGUGGUUAAGCCGACCACGCGGUACAUGAAUGAUAUUCUCAAGCGAGCAGGUAUGGUGGAUUGCAAGCCCGUGUCCACGCCUAUUUCAACCACCAAAGCCGUGAGUGGUGCUGAGGUGCCGUAUGCUGACCCCACUCAGUAUCGCAGUCUUGCAGGUGCUCUACAGUAUCUUAUGGUAACUCGUCCUGAUCUAUCUUAUGUAGUCAAUCGUCUGUGUCAGCACAUGCAUUCUCCUACUACUACUGACUGGGCAACACUCAAGAGGGUGUUACGGUAUGUUAACGGGACACUCAAUCUUGGUCUUCAUAUGUCAUCGUCUGCCUGUCUUGACAUUCAUGCAUAUUCUGAUGCGGAUUGGGCUGGUGAUCCGGAUGACCGGAAGUCAACCAGUGGUUUUGCGGUGUUUUUGGAGAACAAUCUUAUCUCCUGGGUACGUCGCAAACAUCGCAUUGUGGCUCGUUCCUCGACUGAAGCUGAAUACAAGGGGCUGGCUGAUGUUUCUGCUGAGGUCACUUGGCUCGUCUCUCUGAUGAAGGAGAUUGAUAUUUCUCCUACUUCUGCGCCUAAACUCUGGUGUGGUGAGCAACUGAAGAUACGCACUUCAUGGACAGCUGAGAACCCAGGUCGUAGAUUUUGGCAAUGCGUGGGUGGUAAUAGGAAGGUGGGAUGUGGUUUUAUUGAUUGGUAUGAUACUCCAAUGUGCUAUCGUUCAAAGCGAAUAAUUCCAGGAUUGCUAAAACGCAUCAACCGACAAGAUGAAGAGAUACGAAAAUUGAAUUCGAAACUUAGAAGUGAACAAGGUUUGAAGUCCAUGAACAAGGUGUUAGUAGUCUUGAUUGUGUUAUUUGUAGCAGUAGUUGGUAGUAGGGUUUGGUAA
Molecule: messenger RNA, 1113 nt
Organism: Ipomoea nil (Japanese morning glory)
Lineage: Eukaryota; Viridiplantae; Streptophyta; Magnoliopsida; Solanales; Convolvulaceae
Exons: 5
Coding region: 1-1113 (370 amino acids)
Molecular function (GO): zinc ion binding
Source: RefSeq, a predicted model, not a curated record